Molecule: messenger RNA, 1975 nt
Organism: Trichomycterus rosablanca
Lineage: Eukaryota; Metazoa; Chordata; Actinopteri; Siluriformes; Trichomycteridae
Exons: 3
Coding region: 24-659 (211 amino acids)
Source: RefSeq, a predicted model, not a curated record
GUGACGGGAUUCCAACCAAAAGGAUGAAGCUGGAACAGCCAGACAGCAAACCAACAUCUUCAGCUCACUCAUCCGUCCUGGAGGGCAAGAAGCGCAAGCGACUGGAUGAGGGUGAUGAGAAUCCAGCUCCACCCCAGCCCUCUGUCCAGGGAAGCAAAAGGCAACGACGAUUGGAUGAGGGUGAUGAGAAUCCAGCUAAAAGAAUAAAGCUGGAAAGGACAAAGAGCGACCCAACAUCUCCACCCCAGCUCUCUGUUCAAGAAAGCAAAGAGCAAAGGCAACUAGAUGAGGGUAAUGAGAAUCCAUCUGAAGGAAUAAAGCUGGAAAGGACAGAGAGGAACCAAACAUCUACACCCCAGCUCUCUGUCCUGGACUGCAAGAAGCACAAGCGACUAGAUGAAGGUGAUGAGAAUCCAGCUAAGAGGAUGAAGCUGGAAAAUCCACAGAGGAACCCAACAUCUCCACCCCAGCUCUCUGUCCAGGAGGGCAAGAAGCGCAAGCGACUAGAUGAGGGUGAUGAGAAUCCAGCUAAGAGGAUGAAGCUGGAAAAUCCACAGAGGAACCCAACAUCUCCACCCCAGCUCUCUGUCCAGGAGGGCAAGAAGCGCAAGCGACUAGAUGAGGGUGAUGAGAAUCCAGCUAAGAGGAUGAAGCUGUAAAUGACAGAGAGGAACCAAACAUCUCCACCGCAGCUCUCUGUCCAGGAGGGCAAGAAGCGCAAGCGACUAGAUGAGGAUGAUGAGAAUCCAGCUAAGAGGAUGAAGCUGGAAAGGACAGAGAGGAACCCAACAUCUCCACCCCAGCUCUCUGUCCAGGAAAGCAAAAGGUGACAAUGAUUGGAUGAGGGUGAUGAGAAUCCAGCUAAGAGGAUGAAGCUGGAAAAUCCACAGAGGAACCAAACAUCUCCACCCCAGCUCUCUGUCCAGGAGGGCAAGAAGCGCAAGCGACUAGAUGAGGAUGAUGAGAAUCCAGCUAAGGGGAUGAAGCUGGAAGGGACAGAGAGGAACCAAACAUCUCCACCCCAGCUCUCUGUCCAGGAAAGCAAAAGGUGACAAUGAUUGGAUGAGGGUGAUGAGAAUCCAGCUAAGUAAAUGAAGCUAGAAAGGACAGACAGCUCCACUUCAGACUUAAGACCAAGAAAGCAAAAAGCAAAGGUGACUAGAUGAUGGUGAUGAGAUUCCAGCUAAGAGGAUGAAGCUGGAAAAGACAGAGAUGAACCCAACAUCUCCACUCCAGACUUAAGGCCAGGAAAACAGAAAGCACAAGCUGCUGAUUGAGGCUGGUGAGAUGUAAGAAGCCGAGUGAACAUGAACAUGAACCACUAAGCUGGAGGAAUGAACAAGGUACCUCGAUUCACCCAACAUCAACGAGUCUUCCAGCCAGAUGAGCUUCACCUGAGCCGAUCUUAAUUAUUCAUCAAGGUUAUACAGGAAGAUCUUCCGGUGCAGUAAGUGAUAAACAUUUGUGUUGUUUUUCACCACCUGAGGUAAGAUUUACCCUGCUCAUAUUUCACACAGUUCUGCAGAGGCUCAUCGAACGUAAAAACUCAUUACUGUUCAGUUCAUAUUUAAAGCUAAUCUUGCAUUUGUAUUUUUAUCAUCCAGACCUACAAAAGAUCUACCGAGUAGGAAAAUCAUCUACAGCCGUGACCGGAGCAGGAUCAUGUUUGUUAAUGAAGAGAUGUGUGUGUGUGUGUGUGUGAUAAAUCUGUGUUUAUUAUUGCAGACAGUUUCUUCAUGAGGACGAGGUAAACACGCCGUUAGUGUAAAUACAAGUAGCAUGUAGAUUAAACCAGCAGCGCGUUCCUACAUGGUGUGAACAGCAUUAGAUCCCAGGCUGAGAUACCUACAAGACUUACAGAGGACGUCCUGCUUCAUUUAAUCCAAAUGCUUUAAAUAGAAAUAUAUGUUAAGAUACCGAGAGUUUUUACUGUAAUACAGACACAAUUUAAUGUAGUUUUCUGUUUCUGAAGAUA